CGCAACACCCUCCUGAACAAUAACCCUCGUGAACAAUCCCCUUGGUGGCGGCGACACAACUCACGCCAACAGAUUGCGCCUCCGCAUCUCGCAGCGCCUCCUCCGUCGUCGGGUGCGGGGUUCCGCCGCCGCUCGCGACCUGAGGGGCAGGGCCUCCACCGGCAGCCGUGGGCAUAGGACCUCCUCCGUUCGGCAGUUCACCAACAGCAUACCAUAUGACUGAUGAUGGAUCGAGAUUGGAUGAGUGAACCAAGAUCAUCCGCUGCUUAUAAAGAUGGUGUAGAAUAUUUCUUAUCUCUUGCAUUUCGUGAUGUUCCAGAGGAUGCCGAGGUCCUUUGUCCUUGCGUGAAUUGUAGAAACAGGAUAACACAGAAUUUUGAUAGAGUUAAAACACAUUUGAGAUGCGCCGGAAUUCUUCAAAGUUAUACCAAAUGGAUUCACCAUGGUGAGAAAUAUGAUCCACCACCAUUAGUAUUUGCUCAUGUAUCAGGCAACUCCAUGAAUAUUCCUAUUUCUAGUGUUCGCAAGAGUUGUGUGGUAGAAGGUGGAGAAGGAAGAUCGGAUGACAUGGAAGGACUCCUAAAUGCAGCAUUUGGCAAGGAAGAUAGCUACGAGUCUCUAUCAAGUGCUUCUAUCAAUGAUGAUGAUAUUCAUUUUGACUCUAACAGUGUGGAACCUGGCAUGGAUGAGGAUGAGAAUAAUACAUUUGGAGAUGAUCAUAUUGGGGGGGAACAAGAUAUGUUCACAAGCUUGUUGAAGGAUGCAAAGACAAAACUAUAUCAUGGGUGUGAUAAAUUUUCAAGGUUGUCAUUCUUGGUGAAUUUGUAUCACCUGAAAUGCAUACAUGGAUGGACACAAGAAUCUUUUACAGCACUACUUGGUUUGCUAUCAGAUGCACUUCCUUAAGAGGCAGAUUUACCGAGGAAUUGUUAUGAAGCAAAAAAAAUCAUUCGUGGUUUAGGUCUUGACUAUCAGAAAAUCCAUGCUUGUCCUAAAGAUUGCAUGCUCUUUCGAGGUGACAGAGCUAACCAAGAGUCUUGUCAUGUGUGUGGUUCCUCCCGUUGGAUAACUGAUAAGAAUGGGCAUCCAAUUAACU
Molecule: messenger RNA, 1096 nt
Organism: Oryza sativa Japonica Group (Japanese rice)
Lineage: Eukaryota; Viridiplantae; Streptophyta; Magnoliopsida; Poales; Poaceae
Source: RefSeq, a predicted model, not a curated record